UAUAUCAAGGGGUUCCCCAGAUUCGCACUUCGUGAGCCCACACAACUCACAAUAUCUGAGAGGUCUCACAGACUUGGUCGUCCCGGGUCUGUAACGCUUCACUCUACAAAGUCUUCAGCUUUGAUCAGACAAACCCUAGUAGUUCGAAAUGCAGGAAAAGAAGGGAGACAUGGCAUCCAACGACACCACCACCCCCGCAAACAAAAACCCUAAAAAGGCGAAUCUGUUGGAUCAUCACUCCAUCAAACACAUCCUCGACGAAUCUGUCACUGAGAUCGUUACAAACCGUGGAUACAUUGAAGAUGUGAGGAUGAGUAACGUUAGAUUGUUGAUGGGAACGAGCAUCAUCAUCAUCGCUCUCGUUGCUCAGUUUUACAAGAAGAAGUUCCCUGAAAACAGAAAUUUUCUGAUCGGCUGCAUCAUAUUGUAUAUUGUAUUCAAUGGGUUAUUGCAGCUGAUCAUAUACACCAAGGAAAAGAAUGCAAUUUUGUUUACCUAUCCUCCUACUGGAUCCUUCAACAGCACCGGCCUGAUGGUCUCUUCCAAGUUACCGAGAUUUUCUGAUGUGUACACACUUACUAUAGCAAGUGCAGAUCCCAAAUCAAUAUCAGCGAAGGAACCAGUAGAAUUCACCAAAAGCAUCACUAAGUGGUUCACGAAGGAUGGAGUUUUGGUGGAGGGCCUGUUCUGGAAAGAUGUUGGGGGACUGAUAAAUGAUUAUUCAAGAGAAUCUAAAAAGAGCAAGUGAAUUCAAGCUGCAUUCCUUUGGUGCAAUCCUACUAGCUUGACUGGAAUAACUCUCUAUUAAUAUAUUGCAAAGCAUAAAUAUUAUGUAUUGAAAUUAUGGUUCUUGCUUGGAUGGAUCUUGAACCAGAACUGUGGAAUCAAAUCACCGCAAGUUUAGAAGAGAAUUUACAUCUUCAAGUUGUGGUUUUGACUAUUGUGGCUAAUGAAAUUUUGGGACUAUUUGGCAUCCUUGAUAUCCCAUUUCAGUAA
This is a messenger RNA of Cornus florida, 996 nucleotides long. Its product is annotated as signal peptidase complex subunit 2-like. Bases 149 to 748 code for a protein of 199 amino acids. The record is from RefSeq and is a predicted model, not a curated record. Gene Ontology annotation, cellular component: signal peptidase complex; membrane. NCBI's taxonomy places the organism in Eukaryota, Viridiplantae, Streptophyta, Magnoliopsida, Cornales, Cornaceae. Gene Ontology annotation, biological process: protein targeting to ER. The transcript is spliced from 5 exons.